Messenger RNA from Ceratina calcarata, 3949 nucleotides. Its product is annotated as cyclin-G-associated kinase. NCBI's taxonomy places the organism in Eukaryota, Metazoa, Arthropoda, Insecta, Hymenoptera, Apidae. The record is from RefSeq and is a predicted model, not a curated record. Gene Ontology annotation, biological process: regulation of clathrin-dependent endocytosis; positive regulation of Notch signaling pathway; protein phosphorylation. The transcript has 7 exons. Bases 104 to 3586 code for a protein of 1160 amino acids. Gene Ontology annotation, molecular function: AP-2 adaptor complex binding; protein serine/threonine kinase activity; ATP binding. Gene Ontology annotation, cellular component: cytoplasm.
GCUGACGUCACAAAGGCAGUAUGGCCGGACAGCAUCGGCUGUCUGCAUUGUAACGUUGGAUUAACGCUUUCCGGGGGUUCGACGGGACACGUUAAACUAAACUAUGUCGGAUUACUUCAAGUCCGCCCUGGGGUAUCUAAACGGAGCCGUGAACACGAACGAGUACGUCGGGCAAAUAUUGGAAAUCAACAAUGUGAAAUUACGCGUGACUAGGCUACUCGCCGAGGGUGGUUGGGCUCUGGUGUUCGCAGUGGAAGAUAUAAAUACAGGGAAAGAAUAUGCACUCAAGAGACUCAUAGCAGUAGACGAAGAAGCGAAUCGAAGUAUCGUACAAGAAAUAGAGGUGCUGAAGAGAUUAUCGGGUCAUCCGAACGUGAUUCAGUAUCUGUACGCCCAGCGCGUAGAACGCGAGGAUCGUAAGGGAUACGAAUAUUUGUUAGUAACGGAACUAUGCCCAGGAGGGACAGUGGCAGACAUACUUCGAUGCCUAUCGCCGAACUCUCUGACCCUCGCCCAGAUCUGUAAGAUAGCCUACCAGGCUACGAGAGCUGUGCACCACAUGCACAACCAGCAGCCAGAGCCACUGGUACACAGAGACAUAAAGUUAGAGAAUUUCCUAAUCGGGAGCGACGGUCUGAUCAAGCUCUGCGACUUUGGUAGCGCUUCCAACCAGCAGAUCUUGCCAAACCCGUCGUGGAACGCCCAGAAACGCGCGAACCUCGAGGACCAGAUGGCCAAGUACACGACGCCCAUGUACAGAGCGCCGGAAAUGAUGGACACGUGGAACAACGAGCCGAUCGGUCCUCCGGUCGACUGCUGGGCGCUCGGCUGCAUAAUUUACACUCUGGUCACCCUCAGGCAUCCGUUUCCCGAAGGCAACAAGCUCGCUAUAGUGAACGGCAAGUACCCCCCGCUUCCAGCUAAUCCACGUCUAUCCUGCCUACACGAUAUAGUGAAAGGGUGCUUGGAGAUUUCUCCGGUGCGAAGACUGACCACGUCGGCGAUCUUGGAACGCCUCGCGGCGAUAGCCGAGUCGAACGACUUUGAUCUCAGAGAACCCCCGAAAGUGGAAGUACCAGCGAAAGCCCCACCGCCUCCCAGACCGGCACCACCGCCGCCGACCAACGCUCCGGCACCUCCUCCGAGGCCGACGCCACCUCCGGUGACCGCUCCUCCACCUAGACCCGUACCCGCUGCGCAAACGGCCGUAGCCAAAGUCCCGGUCGCUCAGACCACGGGACUGUUCAGUUCUCUAAAAGGAGGCGCCGGUAGCUUCCUGAGGAACAUCAAGGACACCUCGAGCAAGAUGAUGCACUCGAUGCAGCAGAGCAUGGCCAGGACAGAAUUAGACAUCAGUUACUUAACGUCCCGCAUAUUAGUCAUGCCUUAUCCCGCGGAUGGAAUCGAGUCGGCGUACAGAGCGAACCACGUGGAGGACGUCAGGGCGUUUCUCCAGGCCCGGCACCCUCCGCCGGCUCGUAUACAAUUAUAUAACUUGUCCCGUGGACGACCGAACGUUACCAGGCUUCCCGGUAGACAUAUCGAUUGUUCGUUCGCCUAUGCUUGUUCGGAUUCCAACGCCCCGCUGUUGUCCGCGUUGUAUCAGAUAUGCCAGGACAUCUAUCGAUACCUCAACGCCGAUUUCAAUCACAUCGUAGUAUUAUAUUGCACCGACGGAUUUAGAGCCAGUGCAACGGUCGCGUGCACUCUUCUGAUCUACGCCAGGGCUUUCACUACCCCCGAGGAAGCUAUGGCGAUGUUCACCACGAGGCGACAGCCUCCCAAGCUACAACCCUCGGAAUUUCGCAGUAUUAAUUACAUGAGCUUACUCAGCACCGGCGUGCAGCCGCACACGAAGCCUCUGGCACUCCGCUCGUUAGUAAUCGAACCCGUUCCCCUGUUCACCAGGGCGAAAGACGGCUGCAGACCUUACGUAGAUAUUUACAGCAACGGUGCUUUAGUUUUCUCCACCAAGCUGCCGGAGUACGAGGACAUGAGACUGUUCGGGAUGAUGGUGGGCAAGCUCGCGAUAGUGUUAGGCAACGCUACCGUCAGGGGCGAUGUGACUUUAGUGAUAUAUCAUGCUAGACAGCAACUGGGUCGCGUGAUAGGGAUCAAGAUCGCAUCCGUACACUUCCACACGGGGUACAUACCCCUCACAGACUCUGCUUUAACGUUUAAGAAAAAGGAUCUUGACGACGCGCCCGAAGUCGGUAGUAACUGUACUGUCACGUUGAACAUUAUGGUAGCGAAGGAAAUUCCGAAGAUGGCCAGAGUUCCAGCUCCGUGGGAGGCCGAGGUCAACACGAAACUGGAACCAGACCCGCUGUUUGGAUCCACUUUAGAAAUGGAAGAGACUCUGGACAGUUUCAGAACAGCCAAACCUCAAGAGGCUCUGAAGGAAGUGACUGCCCCGAUAGAAGAACCUCCGGAGAACGUGGACGCGCAGCAAACGGAGACGCCUGAACAGUCUCAGGACGAGGAGGUGCAAGAACAAAUCACCGAGGAGAUUAAAUUUCAAGAGGCAGACUUGCUGAACUUGGGAAUGCCAGAAGCCAGUACUGUAGACGAUACUACUCCGCAGGCUGCUAACCCGGGAUUAGAUAUAUUUUCUAGCUCUAGUCAGAAGGAAAGCGAUCUCUUAGGCGGCUUCGGUGUCUUCGUACAGCAAGAGAAGAACACCGUGCCGACCAUAAACGAUCCUGCCCAAAACGAUUUAUUAUUUGGACACGAUCAGCCUACCGCUAAGAAUGACAACCCUAACAAUAAUCUAAACGAUUUCCUGUUUACUCAAGGCCAGUCGGCGAAUAAACAGAAUUUAGACGAUUUGUUCGACCCGUUCGGUGGUACCGGGAACAAUCUCUUGGGAGGAAUGCAAGGCUCUAAAUCGAACAACGUCAAGCCUCCCGAGGAGAGUUUCCCACGGAACUCGAGCGUACCGAACUUCGCAGCGAACACUCAGAACAAGGAUCCGUUCGCGAACCUCACCAGCUCUCUGGGAGCUGGUCUGAACACCAGUUGGAACGGAACGCCCAAGAACUCUAAUACUCCACAGUCGUCCAGCCCGGCCCCGGCCAGUACGCCGAUUCACUCGAGUCCUCAUACGCACAGAAACACCACCAACGAGGCGAACACCGCUGAACCAGGAACUACGAAAAAAGGCGACGCGUUCGAAGAUCUCCUAGGAAGUCAAGGAUACAAUUUCUUCAGUUCGAGGAAAGCGGAGAAAGACAGUCCAAAGACAAUAAAUCAAAUGAGGAAAGUCGAGGCUGCGAAGACCAUGGAUCCAGACAGGAUGAAGAUCGCUGAAUGGACCGAGGGCAAGAAGGGUAAUUUACGGGCAUUGCUAUGUUCCAUGCAUACUGUCCUAUGGCCAGAAGCUGACCGGUGGCAGAGGGUCGAGAUGCAUCAGUUGGUCUCUGCUGCAGACGUGAAGAAGGCCUACAGGAAGGCUUGCCUCGCCGUGCAUCCGGAUAAGCAAGCUGGAACGGCUAACGAGAAUAUAGCGAAACUGAUCUUCAUGGAACUGAACAACGCCUGGAGCACGUUCGAGAACGACGCGUCGCAACAAAAUUUAUUUAGUUAAUUAUUCCGAUUUGACUGUUAUACACUCGUUUACGUCUAAGGUAGUUCCUAGGAAAGAGAGAACCGAGAAUAUUAUUAAUUAACUAAUUAACUAUUAUUAAUAUAAGAUGACUCUCUCCGUGUUACAUUCCAGCUAAUGGUAUCUUAGCUGUAGAAAAAAAAAAGAAUUGUAGCAAAAGGCGAAAGCUGCAUUUUGAAUGGCUACCCGUGUACAUGCAACAACUCUCUUUGUCGUAUGAAAGAAAGCCUUGUAAGAUUACUUAAAACCGUAUUAAGUGUAACUGCGGCAAAACGUAUAUAUGUAUAUAAGGCAAAAAAACUGUAAAUUAAGGAGGAUUCCAAAUAUAUAAAGAUAUUUUCCGGC